AUGCCAUUGUUAAACAGUAGUAAUAUGUAUCCCAGUACCUUUCUUCUCCUUGGCAUCCCAGGAAUGGAAGCCAUCCACACCUGGCUAUCAAUCCCCUUCUGUCUUGUUUACCUGUGUGCUCUCUUGGGGAAUUUCUCUAUUCUCUUUAUUAUCAAAACAGAUUCCAACCUGCAUAAACCCAUGUACUUUUUCCUCUGUAUGCUCGGUGUGGCUGACCUAAUCAUCUCAACUACUGCUAUACCUAAAAUCCUCAGCAUUUUUUGGUUCCAUGACAGACAGAUCUAUUUUGAAGCCUGCCUUUUACAAGUAUUUCUCAUUCAUUCACUAUGCAGCAUGGCCUCAGGAUUUAUUUUGGCUAUGACUUUUGACCUCUAUGUAGCAAUCUGCAAUCCUCUGAGACAUUCCAUUAUUCUGAAACAUACAGUUAUCCAGAACAUGGGGUUAGCUAUUGUUUUUCAUGGGGCUUUACUUUUUAGUCCUCAGCCAUUCAUGCUUCGGUGGCUUUCUUACUGCAGAACUAAUAUCAUUCCUCAUACAUACUGUGAAUUCAUGGCCUUGGUCAAGCUUGCCUGUGCAGAAACUAGGAUCUGCAGAAUAUACAGCUUAACUGCUGCUUUCCUAACUGGUGGAUUAGAUUUCAUGUUGAUCAUAUGUUCCAUGGUCAUCCUUUACACUGUAUUCCAUCUUCCAUCCAAGGCUGCUCAACUCAAGUCCUUGGGCACUUGUGGAUCCCAUGUUUGUGUGAUCUUAGUAGCCUACACUCCAGCCUUUUUCUCCUUCCUUACUCACAGGUUUGGGCACAAUGUGGCUCCUCAUAUUCACACCUUUGUUGCAAACAUCUGUCUCCUUGUUCCACCCAUGAUGAACUCAAUGAUCUAUGGCAUAAGGACCAAGAGAAUCAGAGAAUGUUUUCUCCAAAUCUUAACAUCUCACAAAUUCUAA
Messenger RNA from Heterocephalus glaber (naked mole-rat), 942 nucleotides. Its product is annotated as olfactory receptor 52D1-like. Lineage: Eukaryota; Metazoa; Chordata; Mammalia; Rodentia; Bathyergidae. Gene Ontology annotation, molecular function: G protein-coupled receptor activity; olfactory receptor activity. Gene Ontology annotation, cellular component: plasma membrane. The record is from RefSeq and is a predicted model, not a curated record. Gene Ontology annotation, biological process: G protein-coupled receptor signaling pathway.